This is a messenger RNA of Chanos chanos (milkfish), 1262 nucleotides long. It is a transcript of the gene rccd1, whose product is annotated as RCC1 domain containing 1. Lineage: Eukaryota; Metazoa; Chordata; Actinopteri; Gonorynchiformes; Chanidae. The coding region runs from base 1 to 1179 and encodes 392 amino acids. The record is from RefSeq and is a predicted model, not a curated record. The transcript is spliced from 8 exons.
AUGAGCCAGCAACAAGAUAUAGGUUUACUGAAUUGGUUUGGCUUUGGUUUUAACGGGUUUGGACAGAUAUGCUCACGCUCGGAGUUUAAGACUGACAGCGAAAGCAUCAAAGUAACCUCUCCGCUACUUUUGAAACUGUGCUACGGGGCGGUGAACCAGAAAGGGGAGAGUAAUCUAACGUCUGCAGAAAGAAGCGUUAACAUUGGGGCUAGCUGGAGUCGGCGAGCUACCAUUCAUUUAAACGGUGACAGCUACGUCUGUCUCUCCGGUUUUGGCUCUAACUCUGCAGACGGUGACAGAUGUGAUCACGUUCUCGAGAGCCGAGGGUGCACAGAUGCCCUUAUUAAUGAAAGUUGCCUGACCCUUAGUUUCGUAGACAAAAUUGAAGGCUGGUGUCAUCAGCAGCACAAGAAGGCACUUGUUUGGAAGAUGGAUCUGCACACCCCAGAUACCACUGGUAUUGUUCACUCUUUAAGACUGCCUUUGGUGCCGGGGGGCUACAUUGCCUCAAAGCCCCCAUUUUUCCGUCCUCUCCCUCCGGACCUGCAAGCUGUACACUUAGCCCUGGGAACAGAACACGUCAUUCUCCUAAGUGCCUGUGGAACCGUUUACACGUGGGGUUCUGGCAGCCACGGGCAGCUGGGUCACGGCAGUCUAGUGGAUGGGAAAGAACCGCGAGCUGUAGAGGCACUGUGGGGUGUUCCUAUGAGUACAGUGGCUGCAGGUGGCUGGCACUCUGCCUGCAUCAGUGCAGGAGGUGACCUGUACAUUUGGGGCUGGAAUGAAAGUGGCCAACUAGGCCUUCCAUCAAAAGGCCUUAAAGAAGAGCGUCUGAACGUCAAAAGAACAGAACAGACGAGACAGGAUGAAGGAGAGAGCAGUAAGGACGUAUUAAUCUCAGUCCAAGCUUUCCCAGCCUUGAUCGAUAUUGCACGGGAAACAGAAAUCACCAAAGUCAGCUGUGGAUCUCGCCACACAGCUGCCAUCUCAAGUACAGGCAAUCUCUACACCUGGGGAUGGGGAAACUAUGGCCAGCUAGGCCAUGGUUCAGAGUGCAGUUCAGAUGAACCUAUGCUUGUGGCCUACUUUUCAAGCCAUGGAUUGUGGGUGCAAGAUGUAGUCUGUGGGUUAUGGAACACAUUUGUGCGUGCUGUACAGAGAAAAAAUUCUCCUUCUUAAUGCAAAUGUUACUCUGCUUUAAGAAUGAGCAGACAUAUAAUUAAUAGUUUAUUUAAUAUGCAAACAAGUUUUGUAAAAUACAG